This is a messenger RNA of Mobula hypostoma (lesser devil ray), 4550 nucleotides long. Its product is annotated as contactin-associated protein-like 5. Bases 117 to 4136 code for a protein of 1339 amino acids. Lineage: Eukaryota; Metazoa; Chordata; Chondrichthyes; Myliobatiformes; Myliobatidae. The record is from RefSeq and is a predicted model, not a curated record. The transcript is spliced from 25 exons.
AGGAGAGAAGGAACUCAGAUGCGUGCUGAGGUGACGAGGAGCGGGGAGUUGCUGUCCUGAUCGCGCUCUCUCUCUCUCUCUCUCGCUCUGUCUGUACCACUCGAUCUUGUUUGAAAAUGGAUUCGUUCGCUGGUAUCAAGCUGUCCUUUGCCGUCUCCUUAUUCAUCAGCUUGUGGGCGUGUAUAGCAACCGCUCAUUCCCACAAUUGUGACAAUCACCUUGUAUCCGGCUUGCCUCAGUCGGCAUUCAGAUCCUCCUCCUUGUUAUCUACCACCCACAGCCCUGGCUUUGCAAAGCUGAACAGGCGAGAUGGAGCAGGUGGAUGGUCUCCAUUGGAUUCGAACAAAUACCAAUGGUUACAGAUAGAUUUGGGAGACAGAACGGAAAUUACUGCCAUAGCAACCCAAGGCCGAUAUGGGAGCUCAGACUGGGUGACGAGUUAUGUGCUGAUGUUCAGUGACACUGAAAGAAACUGGAAACAAUAUCGCCAAGAAGACAACACUUGGGCCUUUCCAGGAAACUCCAAUGCAGACAGUGUUGUGCAUUACAAACUGCAGUACUCCAUCAGAGCCAGAUUCCUACGCUUUGCCCCCCUCAAGUGGAACCCAAAUGGUAGAAUAGGGAUGAGGGUUGAGGUUUACGGCUGCCCCUACAGAUCGGAUGUGGCUGACUUUGAUGGCAGAAGUUCCUUGCUCUAUAGAUUCAACCAAAAGAGUGUGAGUACGGUGAAGGACAUGAUCUCCCUGAAGUUUAAAACAUUACAAAGUGAUGGUGUGAUGCUACAUGGAGAGGGUCAAAGGGGAGACUACAUCACACUUGAGCUGAAGAAAAGCAAACUCUCUUUGGAGAUCAAUUUAGGGGAUACUAAACUACGAUCCGUUAAUGGUCACACCUCGGUCACACUGGGCAGCUUGUUGGACGACCAGCACUGGCACUCCAUUACAAUCGAACGGUACAACAAGCAGGUGAACUUCACUGUGGAUAAACACACACAGCACUUCCGAACCAAAGGAGAGUUUGAUUACCUGGAUAUUGAUUAUGAGCUAAGUUUUGGAGGGAUUCCAGUUCCAGGCAAGUCGGUGACAUUUCUGAGGAAGAACUUUCAUGGCUGUAUUGAAAAUCUCUAUUACAAUGGAGUGAAUAUUAUUGAUCUGGCCAAGAGACGCAAACCUCAGAUACAUGUUGUGGGCAACGUGACCUUCUCAUGUACAGAUCCUCGCAUUGUUCCAGUCACCUUCAUGAGUUCCAGCAGUUAUCUGCUGCUGCCUGGGAAAGCCCAGAUGGAUGGUCUUUCAGUCAGUUUCCAGUUUCGCACCUGGAACAAGGAUGAGCUGCUUUUGUACAACGAGUUCCAUGCAAACUCUGGAGUAUUGCAGAUUUACCUGGUCAAGGGGAAGCUCAGAAUAACUGUCCAUAAAUUAUCCCGGAAUCUGGCAGACAUCACCACAGGUGUCAAUCUGAAUGAUGGACUGUGGCAUUCGAUUAAUUUGAAUGCCAGAAGAAAUCGUGUUAGCAUCAUAUUGGACAAUAAUGCUACCUCAACCUUUCAUUCAACCAUACAGAUGCAAAUUUACUCCGGGAGCAGCUAUUAUUUCGGAGGUUGCCCUGAACAAGCUGCUGCCACUGAUUGUUCAAAUCCCUUCGGUGCAUUUGAAGGCUGUAUGCGGCUCAUUCUGAUUGACAACCAAGCAGUGGAUCUCAUUUCAGUGCAACAAGGUCUACAGGGAAACUUCACUGACCUACAUAUAGAUCUUUGUGGCAUCCAGGACAGGUGUUUACCAAGUUACUGUGAACAUGGAGGAGAGUGCUCUCAAUCCUGGAACACCUUUCACUGUGACUGUGCUGGGACUGGCUACACUGGAGAAACCUGCCAUAGCUCCUUGUAUGAGAAAUCUUGUGAAGCUUAUAGACACAGAGGGCAGAUGUCAGAUUUCUUCUCUAUUGAUCCAGAUGGCAGCGGUUCACUGAAGCCCCUUCUCGUGUACUGUAACAUGACAGAAGACAAGACGUGGACAGUAAUUCAGCACAACAACACAGAGCUAACCAAAGUCCAGGGUUCUAGUUCAAGCAAACCUCAGCUUGUGCACUUGAGCUACACUGCUAACAGAGAACAACUCCAAGCUAUGAUUAACAACAUGGAUUACUGUGAACAGGAGGUGUCUUACCACUGUAAAAGAUCUCGCCUUCUAAACACACCGGGUGGAACCCCAUUUACCUGGUGGAUUGGGAGGACCAAUGAGAAACAAACUUACUGGGGAGGAUCGCUGCCUGGAGUUCAGAAAUGUGCCUGUGGGUUGGAAGGGAGUUGUCUGGAUAACAAGUAUCACUGUAACUGUGAUGCUGACAGAGAUGAAUGUAUUGCAGAUGGUCCAGAGGAAGUUCCCAAGAGUUAUCCUGAGAUGGAAGGGUUAAAGUAUGAAGAGCGUUCGAUGGCUCUGCGCCGGGCAAAUGAUACAGGCCUUCUCUCACACAAAGAUCACUUGCCUCUAACUCAGCUUGUCAUUGGAGACACCAACAGAACAGGCUCUGAAGCUGCCUAUAGACUUGGUUCACUCCGUUGCAAUGGAGACAAUAACUACUGGAAUGCAGCAUCCUUUAACACCAAGUCUUCAUAUCUCCAUUUCCCAACAUUCCAUGGGGAGUUAAGUGCGGAUAUCACAUUUUUCUUUAAAACAACGGCUUCCACAGGUGUUUUCCUGGAGAAUCUGGGCAUCAAAGACUUCAUUCGGAUCGAAUUAAGCUCUCCUGUGGAAGUUCUCUUCUCAUUUGAUGUGGGGAAUGGCCCCUUCUUGGUUUUGGUUAAGUCGCCCUCACAGCUCAAUGACAACCAGUGGCAUUACGUGAAAGCUGAGCGAAACAUCAAGGCAGCCUCGCUUCAAGUGGAUCACCUGCCACGACAGGCUCGAGAGGCGCCAUCUAAUGGACACAUCCACCUACAGCUCAACAGCCAGCUAUUUAUAGGAGGAACAGCUUCAAGGCAGAGAGGGUUCAUUGGAUGCAUUCGGGCUUUACAGUUGAAUGGGGUGAACCUCGAUCUUGAAGAGCGAGCCAAAAUGACUCCUGGAGUUAGACCUGGUUGUCCUGGGCACUGCACCAGCUAUGGCAACCUGUGUCAUAAUGGAGGGAGAUGUAUAGAGAAAUAUAAUGGAUAUUCAUGCAACUGCACUUCGUCUGCAUACGAUGGGCCAUUCUGCAAGACCGAGGUGUCUGCCUUCUUUGAGGUUGGAACAUCCCUAAUAUACAACUUUCAGGAAUUUUAUGGGAUUGCCAGGAAUCUAAGUGCACAUUUAUCUGCCAUCUACAUGGACAAGACUACCUCCUCAGAGAACACUGCUUUCAGCUUCCGGACAACACGAGCUCCCAGCAUCCUCCUGUAUGUGGACACUUACCACGACGAGUAUUUGGCUGUGAUAUUGCAGCAAAAUGGGAGCUUGCAGGUUAGAUACAGGCUUGACAAUAACAAAGAUCCCGACAUCUUUGAGCUUGAUGUUGGAAACCUCGCAGAUGGACUUCUCCACAGUGUCAAAAUCAACCGAGAAGGACCAAGUGUCUAUGUUGAGAUUGACCAUUUACAUUCCAUGAACUACAAGCUGUCAUCAGACACAGCAUUUAAUGGGCUCAAGUCUCUCGUCCUGGGCAAGAUACCAGAUACUGGCAAUCUUGACCAGGAGAUACUGAAUGCCAAUACACAGGGUUUUGUUGGCUGCCUCUCUUCAGUUCAGUUCAAUUGGAUCGCUCCAUUAAAAGUGGGACUACGGCACUUCACCUCUGCCCCAGUGACUGUAAAAGGGGAUCUGGUUGAAUCUGACUGUCGAACAUCACUGAUGAUAGAACCAAUAGCUGUGACUACCGCACUUUCAUUUGCAGAUCAUUCCAAACCCACUGAGGAGGAAGCACCAUUGCAGAAGGCAGUCAAAAGUGAUUCUGCAGUUAUUGGAGGUGUAAUAGCGAUUGUGAUUUUUGUCAUCCUCUGCAUCUUUGCUAUAACUGGCCGCUUGCUGUACCAGAACAAAGGCGCGUACCAGAACAACGAAGCAAAACGGACGGAGUAUGCUGAGGCUGCAGACGUCGCAUUGAAGAACAAGGCCAAUUACCAAGAUGCUGUAAGCGAAGGCAGAAAAGAGUAUUUCAUCUGACAACAAAAGAGGCCCUCCUCGAUGCAACAGGCAGAUUAAUCAUACUGACAGCCUGGGCUCACUUUUGUGCUCGGAGUUAGCUCCAGACUCUGCAGACUAAAAGGCCAAAUGCUUGCUCAAAGCACACAGACAACUGGCUUAUUCUUUGGAUUACCUGACAGUGCUGGUUAUAACCCUAUUGUUACCUGCUAACUAAUUGCCAGCACAAAGGAGUAGAAUGAAGAAUCUACAUUAAGGUUUCAGUAACAGUGGCUAUUGUAAGUGUAGCAACAAUCCUUCUCAGAACAAUGUAAAGCAUUAAUAUAAACUUUUAAAUGUAACCAUAUACUUGUUUAUCCUCAUGACAUUCUUUUCUUUUUUUUGUUCCUCUUGCGGGUGAUUGCAUUAUUUAUUCAUUGACCAGGUUAACUCCGA